UUCCCCGACCUCCUUAGCCGCCAAAAGCGCAUAGAUCAUGCUCACCCUACAACUGGUGACUGGCUGUUCGAUACCGAGAAGUUCACACGGUGGCAAGGUGAUCAGGGUCUUCAGGAAUCCAACGGUGUCUUUUGGAUCAAAGGGAAACCAGGUGCCGGCAAGUCAACACUGAUGAAGCAUAUGCUUCUUCACCUUGAGAAAAGCGGGAAAUACCUGAUAGCUGCGCAUUUCUUCAACGCUCGCGGGGGCGCACUUGAGAAAUCACCUCUGGGCAUGCUUCGAUCACUGGUUUAUCAGUUGCUCCAGUUGGACGGCAGCGAGAUACUCUGGCGGCCCUUUUGUGGCAUCUACCAAGAGAAACUCAGAUUGAAUGGGAGUUUCGAAUGGACGGAAUAUGAUCUCAAAGACUUCUUACUCCGGCAUCUCCCCUCCUGCGAGCUUUCGAAGCCACUGUUGAUCCUUGUCGACGCUCUCGACGAGUGCAACAAAGAAGAAGUCCGAGGCAUGGUCAAAUUCCUGGAAGAUCUUAGCCGUGUUGCUCGACAUGGAAGCGCGUCGCUGAAGCUCAGGCUUAGGAUUGGUCUCUCCAGUCGUCAUUACCCGGAGAUCAGCAUGCACGUCCAAAUAGAGUUAGACCUCGACGACUGCGACGACCACGAUGACGAUAUUGAUAGAUAUGUCCGGGACAACCUGAAGACACAUGACAAUGACAUCAGAUCCGAUGUCGUGGAACGGUCGUCGAGUAUCUUCAUGUGGGUCGUGCUUGUGGUCGAAUUGUUGAACGAGGCAUGUGGCUGCGGCCAAGUUCAGCUAAUGCGAAGAAUACUCGACGAUAUUCCGACAGGCCUCGAGGAGCUCUUCGAGCGGAUUCUCAUGAAAAGACAACCAAACUAUCGACGCGACGGUACUCAUUUGCAGUGGGUACUCUUCUGUAAUUACGAUUAUUACGGCCUGCUACGAGCUCGUGAGCUGUAUUUUGCCGUCAUGUCCGGAGUGGAACCUGGCUCAUUGGGCAACUUGCUUCGAUCCGGGAUCAGCGACGAACACAUCCAUAAGAGCAUCAAGUACUGG
Molecule: messenger RNA, 1071 nt
Organism: Neurospora tetraspora
Lineage: Eukaryota; Fungi; Ascomycota; Sordariomycetes; Sordariales; Sordariaceae
Exons: 1
Source: RefSeq, a predicted model, not a curated record